AUGCGUGUAUCAAUCAGUAAAUUGUUUGCUAGUGCACGUUUGUUAGCUCAAUGGCGAAUAUUCAAGAUUGCUCUAUUCUUGUUGGUGAUUGGGGGUGUUUUCUACACGACGCAGUCUUCCCUAAACAGUGCAAGAAACCAAAAUUCUACCUAUGGAAGCAUUUCACUUGAUUCUUUUGCUUCAGCAUCGUCAAUAAUGGACAUCUUCCUUAAAUCUGACGAGCAAGACGUACCAGAGGAAGAUUAUCCCGAUCCGCAGGAGGAAGCCAACAGGUUGAAAAUAAUUUUGUACUGGAACGAGUGGGACUCUAACAUGGGCAAUCAGCCACUAAUCGACGGUUUGUGCCCAGUCACUUCAUGCAUCUUCACGCCGGAUCGUUCGCUAUUAAAUUUCAGCCACGUCGUUCUCUUUUUCGCCAAUAAUGAAACAUCAGCCAACAACAGUUUGCCCGAAAAUCGCCAACCCCAUCAACGGUUCGUUUUCGUCGCCCGUCACGCCAGUAUCGAAUCACAAAGUUUAAUUGAAGCAUUAACCAACGACCAUCGCAUUCGAUUCGAUUAUUUCAACUGGACUAUGACAUACCGUCAGGAUUCGGAUAUUGUUUUCCGCGAAUCCUUUGGCGCCGUUAAAAAAUUACCUUAUUUGAUGAGCCAACGUUCUCUAGCUGAAAGGAAAAACAAGAAAACAUCGACGACCCUCCAAUUAAUGAAGAGACCAUCCGCCAGGGCACGUGCCGUAUCCCGAAUAGGAUCAAAAAAUAAACUGGUAGCCUGGUUUCCCAAAACAUGCGAGACGUCCAUCCAUCGUGAAGAAUAUGUCCGUCAACUGGGUCAACUUGUUCCAGUUGACGUUUAUGGCACUUGUGGCAACUUGUCGUGUAAUUUCGACUGCUUUCAAAGUCGAUACGAUACGCUACGUCUAGACUACAAAUUUUACCUGGCGUUCGAGGAGUUCUGGUGCGCCGAUUACAUCACGGCAGAGUUUUACAAUGUGCUGGAUUACGACACAGUGCCGAUCGUGCUGGGUGGCGCCGAUUACGAGAUAUUGGCUCCACCCAACUCGUUCAUUAACGCCCUGGAUUUCCCAUCAGUUGGAGCUUUGGCAGAGUAUCUUUUGUUUCUUGACAGGAAUCCGGAACUCUAUUCGAGAUACUUCGAAUGGAAGAAAGUUUAUCAAGUGGUUCUCUCACCCAAGAGCGGCUGGUGUGACUUGUGUCGCAUGGCUCACGAUUUUAGCUUGAAACCUAAAAUUUACAAAGAUAUUAAGCUUUGGUGGGUCGAUGAAAUGAAAUGUCAAAACAAUUCGCUUGGAAUUUUACCUCUUGCCAAAUAGUGAAGCAUCGCGUGAAUACAAUCUUGUCAUUCGUUA
This is a messenger RNA of Daphnia magna, 1368 nucleotides long. Its product is annotated as alpha-(1,3)-fucosyltransferase C. Bases 1 to 1332 code for a protein of 443 amino acids. The record is from RefSeq and is a predicted model, not a curated record. Gene Ontology annotation, molecular function: alpha-(1->3)-fucosyltransferase activity. The transcript has 2 exons. Gene Ontology annotation, cellular component: membrane. NCBI's taxonomy places the organism in Eukaryota, Metazoa, Arthropoda, Branchiopoda, Diplostraca, Daphniidae.